AUGAAGUUCUUCGCCCUCCCUAACAUCGCUACGAUUCUCGCCGUAAGCGCCUCACUUGUCGUGGCUUUACCUCUCGAAGCCGAAGCAAACACAAUCAACACAACUCGGAGUACUACAAGCAACGACUGCUCUAUGGACAAGAUAAGAGAAUGUGUUGCCGAUACAGGGCUCGAGAGCACGAUAUGUUUCAAGCAAGUUUGCGCUGGCGUACAAGGAACGCCGAGGAAAACCAAACGCCAAGAGGACCAAUGCACCGAAGAAAACCUCCUCCAAUGCGCAGUGAUGGAAUGGCGGGAGGCCGAAGUGUGCUUCCAAGAAUUCUGUCUGUAA
Daldinia childiae is the source of this 330-nucleotide messenger RNA. RefSeq lists its product as uncharacterized. The coding region runs from base 1 to 330 and encodes 109 amino acids. The record is from RefSeq and is a predicted model, not a curated record. NCBI's taxonomy places the organism in Eukaryota, Fungi, Ascomycota, Sordariomycetes, Xylariales, Hypoxylaceae. The transcript has a single exon.